AACUGAAAUCAUUAUUGAUAUGAAAAGAGACUAUCACCUAGAAUUGAGUUAUACGCAGUGUUGGAGGGCAAAGGAGGUUGCAAAUGAUAAAGUGUUUGGAUCUUUCAAGGAAUCUUAUCUGUACAUCCCUUGGUAUUGUAAUAAGGUUAUUGAGACAAACCCUGGGAGCCAUGCUAAAUAUGAGGUUGAUGAUGAUGGUAAAUUUACAAGACUAUUUGUAGCCUAUUACGCUGCUGUGCAGGGCUUCAGGACAGGAUGUAGACCUGUACUGUUCAUUGAUGGCACCUUCAUAAAAUCCAGGUAUCUUGGCACUCCGUUAUCUGCUACAGCAAUGGAUACAGAUGAUGGGAUGUUUCCUGUCGCCUUCGCAAUUGUCUCUGGCAUCAACCCAUAAUUGAUGGGGUGCGUUCUGUCUUUGGGGAUGUCCACCAUGCGUUUUGUCUUCGCCAUUUAAAGGAAAAUUUUAAGAAGAAUCUUUGAAAGCCUAUGUCAGUCAUUUUGAAGAAUGCUUUAGAAGUAUUGCUUACUGAUGCAGCAUAUGCACUGACAACUUUAGACUUUAACAAUCAUAUGGGUGAUAUAAGGGGUAUCUCAGAAGAUGCAUAUAUAUGGUUAAUGACAACUGGACCAGAGAACUGGGCUAAUUGUCUAUUCCCUGGAAAUCGUUAUGACAAGUUGACUUCCAAUUAUGCAGAGACAUAUAAUGCAUGGAUAUUGAAGCAACGUGAACUGCCCAUAAUGCAACUCUUGAACAGUAUAAGGGUGAAACAGAUGGAGAUGAUGUAUAAAUGUAAGCAGAAAUUAAUUAAGUGGAAAUAUGAUGUGGGCCCUAAGAUUAACAAGAUUCUAAAGAAACGAGUUCGUAAAUCUGAGGGGCUGACCGUUUGGCGAUCUUCAGUGUCUGGGUUUGAAGUUGAGGGUGACGCAAGUACACACUCAGUUGACUUAAGUUUGAGAUCGUGUUCCUGCAAGGCAUGGGAGAUGAUAGGUCUACCCUGUAUUCAUGCAUCUGCAGCGAUAGCAAGGAUUCGUGGACAACUCCUGAAUUAUGUUUCACAUGAGUAUCAUAAAGGGGCAUAUGCGCAAACGUAUGAAGAACCAAUCAAUCCUGUCCCUAACCAUGAUAUGUCCUUGGAAUCACCCCAGGGGAUGCAUACGUUGUUGUGAGGCCUCCUAGAACUCGUAAGCGUGCAGGCCGACCAAAGAAACAACGUAUAGAAUCACAAGAUGUGGAGAAGCGACCCCAACAUUGUAGCAGAUGUGGGGAUCAUAAGCAUAAC
Molecule: messenger RNA, 1280 nt
Organism: Macadamia integrifolia
Lineage: Eukaryota; Viridiplantae; Streptophyta; Magnoliopsida; Proteales; Proteaceae
Exons: 2
Coding region: 487-1167 (226 amino acids)
Molecular function (GO): zinc ion binding
Source: RefSeq, a predicted model, not a curated record